AUGAAACCAUUCAUUUCAGGCAAACGGUUCCUUUCCGGCAAAGUGCCCGCUUCAUUCAAGUCUCUGGUGUACUCAUCGCACGAUGCGGAGGACUGCACCAAGGUGCUGUCACUGCACCAGUACGCGGCCAAGGCGCCGUCAGAGAGCUCCAUAGUGCUCCGGACGCUCGCGUUCCCCAUCAACCCCUCCGAUAUUAACCAGCUGGAGGGUGUGUACCCUUCGAAGCCCAAAAAGACUCUCGAGCUGGGCACGAAGGAGCCCAGCGCGAUCGCGGGCAAUGAAGGUGUGUUCGAAGUGGUGCAUCUGCCGCAGGGCGUGCGCGGGCUGAGCGUUGGCGACAUGGUGAUUCCGCUGCAGGCGAACUUCGGGACAUGGUCCACGUUCCGGACUUGCCAGGACGCGUCACAGCUGGUGAAAAUCGAGGCGUGCGACAAGCUGGCGGCCGCGACGAUAGCGGUCAACGGUUGCACCGCGUACCAGCUGCUGAAUAAUUAUGUCAAAUGGGACAAAAACGGCAAUGAGUGGCUGGUGCAGAACGCGGGCACCUCGUCGGUUUCGAAAAUCGUGACGCAGCUGGCGCGGCUGCAGAACAUCAAGACGCUGAGCGUGAUCCGCGACCGCGACAACUUCGAAGAAGUUGCGCGCGACCUGGAAACGAAGUUCGGCGCGACCAAGGUCAUCUCGGAGUCGCAGAACAACGACAAAGUAUUCGGAAAGGAGACUCUUCCGUCGAUCCUGGGGCCCGAAGCCCGCGUGAAACUUGCGCUGAACUCCGUCGGUGGCAAGUCUAGCUCGUCAAUUGCACGGAAGCUGGAGACAGACGCCACGAUGCUGACAUACGGCGGGAUGUCCAAGAUGCCGGUUGUGCUGCCCACUUCGCUCCAUAUAUUCAAGGGCUUGAAAAGUCUAGGCUUCUGGGUCACACGCAACUCGCUCCUCGACCCUGAAAACAAAAGACAGACGGUCGAGUGCGUUGCCAAGCUGUACGCGGAUGGCAAGCUUUUGUCACCCAAAGAAGAAGCACGCGUGCUGGAGUGGGACGUUCACAAUAUGUCCGACCAAGAAGUGUUGGAGCUCAUCAAGAAGGGCAUCAAGGAGAAAGGCAAGAAGAACAUCGUGUGCUUGAAAUGGUGA
Molecule: messenger RNA, 1134 nt
Organism: Lachancea thermotolerans CBS 6340
Lineage: Eukaryota; Fungi; Ascomycota; Saccharomycetes; Saccharomycetales; Saccharomycetaceae
Gene: ETR1
Product: enoyl-[acyl-carrier-protein] reductase
Exons: 1
Coding region: 1-1134 (377 amino acids)
Biological process (GO): fatty acid metabolic process
Cellular component (GO): mitochondrion
Molecular function (GO): trans-2-enoyl-CoA reductase (NADPH) activity
Source: RefSeq, a predicted model, not a curated record